Exophiala aquamarina CBS 119918 is the source of this 2724-nucleotide messenger RNA. RefSeq lists its product as uncharacterized. The transcript has a single exon. NCBI's taxonomy places the organism in Eukaryota, Fungi, Ascomycota, Eurotiomycetes, Chaetothyriales, Herpotrichiellaceae. The coding region runs from base 1 to 2724 and encodes 907 amino acids. The record is from RefSeq and is a predicted model, not a curated record.
AUGGAUUUCGGAUCAGAAUACGCCGAGUCCGACGAGAGUAGCACCUCACAGUCGGAGAUGGGGCGGAGAGAUCGAUCCGAACAAGAAGACAACGAUGAGAUGGAUCCGAGAGACUUGAUGACUUCUCCUCCGCCGCUCUCGCCUUCACAGGUCCAACAACAUCCACCGUCUUCGUCUAAGCCAAUCACUUCUCGAGCCACCACGAUAAGUCGCCCAGAGGGAAACCAACAUCCAAAUACUCUAUCUCCGAUUGAGUAUUCAUCCGCAAACUCACUCAAUAUCCCAUCCAUACUCUCCACUAACGCCUACGGACAAGGCCCUGACGCGAGGACAUAUUUCACUCGUCCCAAUAGAUUCUUCGGUGCCCCUGCUACCUGGAAGUCCUGGACGCAGACCGAACGCGAUCUUGCCAAGGGAAUUGAUCGCGCUAGAGCUACGGAUUUGACUCUUCAUCUAUGCGGUGCGUUUGCUUUGAGGAGGGAAUUAGCCGAAGUCGCGAGCAGCGGGAGACGAAGGUCAGGGACGCUCAAGGCGAAAGGAAAGGGGAAGGCGCGAGCAAACAAUGUUGACGGAGAUAGAGAUGAGAGUCAUGGUGAUGACUCUGGUGACGAGGAAGACAACGAGCGCAAUCGCGCAGCACUGGUAUCCUCAGGGAAUUUCGCUCUCCCGAGAACUUGGACGGUCUGGCCAAUGCUGGGGCACCAGGUUCCCAGAGAAGAAUUACUUCCACGACUGGGGGCUGAGGGUGAGUGUAGGGCAAGACCUGACAUGCGGCCAAGCGCAGCUUUGGAAGAAUGUUUGAUUGCAACAGUGACGAAGUUGGCUAGGGAGAGAUGGAGUCGAAGAGACUGGCAGGAUGAUCAAAAGACGGACGACAUUGAAGAUGAGAAAGCGGACAGCAGACUGCUGAUACGUCAUGGAAGUGGCUUUGUUGAUCAAGAUAACGGGGCUGAGGAUGCACUCGAAAAUGACCACCAGGAAGAUCUAGAUCCUGAUCGAUCUGAUCCCGGGGAAGAAAACUCCAUCGACGACAACGCUGAAGAGCAAAGCGAGGAGCAAGAAGACGACCCAGACUACCCAAUGUUUACAUCCCAACCUUACGCAUCACCGAUCUCCUCUGCUUCGGAAACAGGCACCUCAUCAUGCGUCAAAAAGGAGCUUGAUUCUCCUCUAUCAAAUUCAUCCUCAUUGGACCUUCUGGUCAAUUCACGCCCCGUCCCACUUGCAGACGACCGUCAAGCACGCGAACUAUUCCUACCCAGUGCACGACAUAUUCUGGCUAGGCUCGACGCGCUGCUUCUCGGCCUGCAUAAAGCGCGUGCCGCAUAUGCAGGAAAACGCACUGGGAAGCCACGCGGGAGAAGUAGUAGUCAACUUUUGAGUGCGGAUCCCGCUCGCAGUGCGAGUCUCCCACGGACUCCUCAGACAACAGAGAUACGAGGUCGAGGGCGAAGUCGAGGCAACCCACUGCAGCGAGAUGCUUCUUCCAGAAAUAACGACGCCGACGGUGAGGACGAUGAGGACGAUGCGGCGCUCCAAUCUACGCUCCAAUCUUGGUCUCACUUCCACCACCGCACUUCUUCUCCUAAUAUCGACCACUCCACGCCAUCCACACCACAGUUUAUGAAUAGUCAAGACAGCCACCAGAAGCGCAAACGUCCAGUCCAGCGAACGAAAAAGCUCCCCCCGCGCGAUUGGAGCGACGUAGUCGGUAUGGCGGCGCUUGCUGGUUGGGAUCCCAACGUUGUCCAGCGUGCCAGUGAGCGCUGUGCGGGCUUAUUCGGCGAGAAUAUGUUGUUUCGAACUUUUUUCGAGCGGGAGAGUGAAGGCAACAGAUCAAUGUACAAGGUCAACCAUGGAAGCACCAACCAGUCGUGGUAUACCGAGCAGCUUGCAUUGGAUGAUGAGAGUCCUCCUUGUAAUAGUCCUGCAGAAGAAGAACAAGAGCGGGAAGGCCAAACAGUCGUUGACAAGAUCCGUACAUCUGCACCCUGCACGCAAUGUCGAGAGGGAAGAUUUGGCUGUAUGGCCCCAGGCAACGAAGACAACAACGGCAACAAUGAUGUCGAGGCGUCCGAGACACGAACUGGACUAGGAACCGGGCGAGUGAGGUGCAAACGCUGUACACAGAGAGGAUUCGAGUGCUCUGGUAUCACAGUGCGGGAGAAUCGUGAACGAGUCUGCCCACACCAGAGCUGCGAACGGCACGAUAUUCCGUUCCGGAAGAUGUAUCAUUUGCGGCGGCAUCUGAAUGCCAUACAUGCAGACAGGUCUCCUGCUGUUGAUGGGCGCGACGCCAGCCGCGGAAGAAAUAGGAGUCUGAUGCGACGCUCGACCUCCUCGGUUGGCGCAAGCUCUGGCUGCGAACUGAUGACGGACACAGACAGGAACAUGGAUGUAGACUACGCGGCCACUGGCGAACCCUACGACUUCCUCAAUAUCGAUGGCCAAUCUAGAGACACAAUCGUCUGUCCCGUGUUCGACUGCAAGAGACACCGGAUUCCAUUCUCCCGCGGAGUCAAACUGUACGACCACGUGAGACGCAUGCACCCGCAUGUAGAUGUCGAGGCCCUCAAGAAAUCGGAGACGAGCCGCAGAGGCGAGCAUAGAGGGAGACCCAAGAGCAAGAGUAAGAGCCAGUCUCAGAGUCAGAGUCGUAGUCAGAGUCGGGUGAGGAGGGUACCCUUCGUACAGGUUCAGAUUUCUGAGGAUCCCGAGGGAUAA